Messenger RNA from Lodderomyces margitis, 711 nucleotides. RefSeq names its product Taf19p (gene TAF19). The record is from RefSeq and is a predicted model, not a curated record. Gene Ontology annotation, molecular function: protein heterodimerization activity. The transcript has a single exon. Lineage: Eukaryota; Fungi; Ascomycota; Pichiomycetes; Serinales; Debaryomycetaceae. Gene Ontology annotation, biological process: RNA polymerase II preinitiation complex assembly; transcription by RNA polymerase II. The coding region runs from base 1 to 711 and encodes 236 amino acids. Gene Ontology annotation, cellular component: transcription factor TFIID complex.
AUGACUAUUCAACAUAACCUCCCUAUCGAUGAUGCAGCUAACAGCAACCCAAACAAUGUAGCUAAUCCUUCCAAUGAACCACACACAGAGCAGCAGCAACAGCCACUCCCACCAAUCAUAUACCCCAAACGCAAACGUAAACGUCAACUAUUCACCAAAGACGUAGAAAAUCUACUAUACGCCAUGGGAGAUAGGCCAUACUCACUAGACCCUACUGUCUCUGCAUUAGAGGAUAUCUUGGUUGAUUUUAUAUCACGACUUUCCCACACAAUGGUCCAUUAUGCCGCAUCGCAAGGUCGCAAUCGAAUCAAGUUGAAUGACUUGGCAUUUGCGUUGCGUAAUGAUCCAUUGAAGUUGGGCCGAAUGUUGUACAUAUUGGAACAGAGUCAGAAGAUAGAGAAGGCUAAGAAGUUGUUUGAUGAAGAACAAGGCGGUAGUCUGGAUAAAAAGGGUGGUGCGUUUGGCAAAAUUGGCGAUGAUGACGAUGAAGAUGAUGACGGUGAUGGCGACGGUGAGGAUGAUGGUGACGGUGACGGUGAAGGUGAAGGUGAGGGAAGAGAUGGUGAAGGUGAAGGAGGAGGUGGAACUGAUGGAUCGGGAAAAAAGAAGAAGAAAGUUGUUGAAUUGGAUGAGAAUGGGAAGCCGAAGAAGAGAAAAUAUAAAAAGAGAAAAGUCGACGAUGGGUCGUCAUCAAAGGGUACGACUGGAUAA